This is a messenger RNA of Hordeum vulgare subsp. vulgare (domesticated barley), 1945 nucleotides long. RefSeq lists its product as uncharacterized. Gene Ontology annotation, cellular component: extracellular region. Bases 76 to 1698 code for a protein of 540 amino acids. The record is from RefSeq and is a predicted model, not a curated record. Lineage: Eukaryota; Viridiplantae; Streptophyta; Magnoliopsida; Poales; Poaceae. The transcript has 2 exons.
UGUAGUCAAGAGGAAAGCAAGCACCACUGCCUUGUGACGAAAGAUAGAUAGAGAUCCCAGGAAGGAAUUGAGAGCAUGCCGGGAGCAAUACAUCUCCCUUGCUGCUUCGCUCUCAAGUCGGAGCGCCAUGAGAACUACCUUCGCUAUGUGCACGAGGACACUGACGAAACGACCUACGGGCAGCUGCAGCUCAACGGCGAGGACGCCGUCAACCCCUUCACCAGGUUCGAUUCCGAGCCGUCGCAACUGCACGAAGGCCUGGUUCACAUCCGGUGCCGUUACAACCGCAAGUACUGGGUGCCUCGUCAGCGCGGCGGCGGCUGGUGGAUCGUCGCCGACGCCCAUGAGCCGGAAGAAGACCUCGACAGUCCCAACUGCACGCUGAUCAAGCCCAUCAUCAGUGUCACCAACCCCAAGGAUGACGAUGCUGCUACUACUAAACCCGCCGUGAAGGUGAAGGAUGACGAUGCUGCUGCUACUGAACCCGUCGUGAGGGUGAAGGACGACGAUGCUACAACUGAACCCGUGAACGUGAUGACCGUCAGGUUCGUCCACGCUGGAAAUGCUCAGCCUGGCAAGGACACGCGCAUGACGUUCUCUGGCGAUUCCGGCACCGCCGCCUGCAUGUGCGUCGUUGUCAGCGACGCUAAACACGAGCAUGAUGACGGCGGCGACGCCUUCACCGUCCUCAACUUCGCCAGGAGCCCCAGGAGGCUACCAAGGUUCUUGGUAUUCAAGGGCCACAACGACCUGUACCUGAGCGGGGUGACGAUCAAUGACACGAACUACCUCCAGUUCUCCGCGAGCGACCCCGGCGAUCCGACGGUGGUGCACGAGAUCCGAUACCCCGGCCGAGAAGGCGUCGUCAUCGUGCGGAACAUCCACCUCGACAGGUACUGGGCAGACACCCAAGGACAGUGGAUCUUGGCUCUCUACACCCCCCAGGAAAUGCAGAGGCCCCCGGUCGCAUCGUGGUUCACUACCGUGGAUGUCAAGGACUACUUCGCCAUCAGCCCCUACGACAUGUCAGGCACCUUAUACUUCCUCAAGAACGUCACGAGAGACGACUUCACCAACUGCCUCAACGUCGACUUCUGGAACAGGACCAUCACCGCCGACGCCCGGAUCAGGGUGGAGGAGGCCGUCCUCGACCGCGAGAUCUACAACGUCGAGUACAGGCUCAGGGAGGCCAGGGUGUACGACACAAGCGUUCUCACCAUGGCCACCACGGCCGCCGUCAAUGACACCUCCAGGGAGAACACCAAGAGGCUCACUCUCGCCUACGAGGAGUCGGAGAUGAGCACCUGGGACGCCACCCUCGAGCUCAAGUUCGGGUUCCAGUCCAGGAUCCGAGCCGGGUUCCCCAAGCUCGGCCUCGGUGCAACCGUCAACAUCUCGGCCGAGUUUUUCGGGGCCUACAACUGGGGCGAGACCAUGGAGAAGACGGUGAGCCAUGAGGUCGAGUACGAGGUCACGGUGCCUCCCAAGACCAAGGUCACCGUCAGCCUCAUCGCGACGAGGAGCGCAGUCGACGUCCCCUUCAACUACCGGCAGAGGGACAUCAUGUCCACGGACGGAGGAGCUCGGGAUGUUGCCAUGACGGAUGGCCUCUACACCGGCAUCAACAGCUACAACUUCAAGUUCCAGACCACGGAGGAGAAGCUCAAGGCAAGGCGUUUGGCCCCGACCCCUCCUUGAGACUUGACUACCACGGGAUCGGACGUAAUAAUAAGUAAAAUAAAACGAGUGCCUCGACCGAGCGUGUACUCUCUAGUCUCUACUGCACUUGUAAUCGAACAGCUUGUAUCUGGCCUGUGUGCAAUAUGUGUUCAUGCAUAUUAGUUGUCCCGUGUAAUGCCGCAGAUUUAGUUAUUGUGUGUAUCCAUCUCUUGAUGCUUAAGCCUUAAUUUAUGUUAUGAACAUAACAACUCGACUUAGCUACCAA